CUACGCUUGACCUUCAUUCUAACUCCAUUGAUUUUGCUUUUUUGCUCCCAUUGAGCGGCGCGACGGUCUCGUCGCAUUCGACCGUGUAUGGCACCUCUUCCGACAGCUGUUCGCCGUUUACACCGCGUCCCGCUCUACGCAAGUCGUAUUUCCUUCCAUGCAUUACGCGCCUUUGCCUCCCGGGCUCAAGAUCGAGACACGUCCGAAGUGCCUACCCUAAAGACAAAAAAGAAAUACUCAGAUUUACCAUUGGCAAGACUUCUACCUGAUGGAUCUGUUGCGCCUCCUUUGGCAGAGUGGAUAAGCGACUGUGUCGAACCAAUGCCGAAAGUUCGCGGGCGUGCUUUGAAAGCCCUUAAAGUUGUUAACUCUGAUGAUUUCGUUGAUGACGAGUCGGCAAAACAUACCAGACGAAAGACUAGCGUUGUUGAUUCUGAAGAUUCUGAACUGAAUGCCCCUCGUAAGCGGCGCUCUACGAAGAUCAAAGCAGAGGACUCAAUCGAAGUGGACAGCAAGCCAGGUCGACGUAUACAGGUAGCUGCCGUCGAUGACUUUGAAGAAUCCGUGCCCCGAAAACGCGUGAAAAAAGCGUCUGCCGAACAAAACACGGAUGACGAUAUACCGCCAAAACGAAAUUUCUUUUUGGAAGAUGAGGGGGACUCCAAACCUCGUAACCGUUCCAAGAAGUCAGAUACGGUGGACGAAACUAAUGAAAAGAUCAAGCCUCGUACACGUACUAAGAAGGCACCGAAGGAGACUGGAGCUGACAGCAAGCCUCGGAGGCGCUCCAAGAAAGCAGUUGCAGACGAAGAACAAGACACCCAACCUCGUAAACGAACGAAAAAAGUAGCUGGAACUGAAAGUGACAACGCCAUUGCAGCAGCCGCACAACCUAAGGCUCUCUUCAAGGAAGUUCAGGAAAAUCUAUCCAAGUUUCCUCACUGUGUUCUUUUAACCCGUGUAGGCCAGUUUUAUGAAUCUUACUUUGAUCAAGCUAUCGAAGUUUCACGUCUGCUGAAUAUCAAAUUGACGACACGCAAAUGGAAUAAGCAAUUCAUUCCUAUGUGCGGGUUUCCUCUUGUCCAUAUUGACAAGCACCUCAAAGCCUUGGUCCAACAAAAUCAGCGAUUCGUGGCAAUGUGUGAGGAGUUUCCUCGUUACCGUAGCUCUGGGCAAAGGGACUUCGAUCGCCGGGUAAUACGCGUUAUUACGCCUGGAACUCUCAUUGACGAGUCAUUCCUGAACCAAUAUGAGAACAACUAUCUCCUUGCCAUAAGUGCUCCUCUCGACGUACCAUUGGAUAACGCUGAACUGCAACAGUAUUCUGUUGGCCUCGCGUGGAUCGAUGUCUCCACUGGGGAGUUCUUCUCCAGGCACUCAGACAGCGAGAGUCUGCGCGAUGAUAUUGCACGCAUUGGCCCUCGCGAGGUUGUUCUCCAUAAAGACUUUGACGGUCGGCAUACACACCCUAUAUUCGUGGUUCUGGGAGAAGAAAGAAACCUUAUUUCUUAUAUCAUGCCUUCCAACAAGUUCACAUUUUCAAAUCCAGAGUCAGAGGAUAUCGCCUCAGCACAAGAUGUUUCCGGUACAUAUGAAAAAUUAGUUGCUGACAACAUGACAGACGCCAUAGACGUUACCGAUGAGGUUUUGGAGCCAGUGACUUCCAGGAGGUCCGCGGUUUAUACCGCUGACGAGGGAUCAGCCAUUACUUUGCUGACGGCAUACCUCAAAGCAAAUCUGCUGGAGCAUAUGCCAGCCCUGUCGCAUCCCGACCAGGAUAAUGUCGGUAAUCGCUUGUAUAUGGAUUCUCACACGAUCAAAGCUUUGGAGAUUCGCGAAAACAUUACAGAAGGAGGCACGACUGGAAGCUUGCUAAGCGUCAUUAAGCGGACAGUCACUUCUAGUGGUACACGACUACUUGCUCGAUGGCUAUGUUCGCCGAGCACCUCGAUCCCUGAGAUUCAGGCUCGCCAAUCACUCGUCGAAUUUUUCUGCUUGAGAUCCUACUUCCGUGAAGACCUUGUGGAAGCCCUGACAAAGCUUGAAGAUGCCAGUCGGAUCGUGCAAAAGUUUCUUCUUGGUAGAGGCGAUACCUCUGAUCUACUUGCCGUAUACACCACUGUAAAGACUUGGUCCCUUCUGAAGCUUCGAAUUGAACGUGAAAGGCUUCUGGAAGCGCAAGAACGAGAAGAGAACUUUAGUCCCUAUGAGUGGUCGAGCUUGGAUUCGUUGAUGGCUCGCUUUUCUGAUCUCGACGAGCUGAGCCAUAGGAUUGGGUCAGCGCUGGAAAAACCUGACAUUGACGCCGAUGAAUCCGAUGAAUCCGAAUUAGAAGAGGAAAUAGAGGACGCUGAACCUGCUUUCUUCAAAUGGAGAUACGGACCUAGUAAAUGGGUCAUCAAACCAGAAUUCUCCGAAACGCUCCAAACGCUCCACACCAAUCUACGCCGGCUCCUUCGGGAAAAGGAGGACCUUCAAGCCAGAUUGCAAAUCAACUAUGAUGCUCCCUCAUUGGGGCUGCGUUCUUCUCCUGGUCUGGGCAUGCACGUUCAUCUAGCUAGAGCCAAAAGAGAUCACCAUCGCCUCAAUAAAGAUCCCAAUUUCCUUUCCAUCAAUACAACGACCACGACUAGAAGUUACAUCUAUCAAGAAUGGUCUCUUCUUGGGUCCCAGAUUUUCCAAACUUCUAUGGCCCUUCUCGCCGCAGAAAAGGAGGCCUUUGAAACAUUACGAAACGAAGUUAACGGACAUGCUGCAUCACUGAGACGCAACGCGCGUAUUAUGGAUGAACUCGAUGUCACAUUGGCUUUCGCCAAUCUUGCUACGGAGAUGAAGUUUGUCAAGCCUACGUUCAGCGAAGAGACCAUUUACAACGUUACCCAUGGACGCCACCCUACAGUCGAACUUGGUUUGCUCACAACUGGAAAAGUGUUUACUCCCAAUUCCUUAGAAAUGAACCCAACAACUCGUCUUCACAUCAUAACGGGACCAAACAUGGCAGGGAAAUCUACACUGCUUCGGCAAACAGCGCUUAUAGCGGUGCUUGCCCAGACCGGCUCUUUUGUUCCUGCCGAUUCGGCCAACCUGGGGAUCGUAGACAAACUGUUCUCUCGUGUAGGCGCUAAGGAUGACCUAUUCCACAACCGAAGCACUUUCAUGGUGGAAAUGUUAGAGACGGCGGAGAUCCUUCGGCGGGCCACACCUAGGAGCCUUGUUAUUAUGGAUGAGGUUGGCCGCGGAACAACAGUCAACGAUGGUCUUGCGAUAGCAUAUGCGACUGUGCAUCAUCUUGUUACUCAGAACCGAUGUCGAGCUCUUUUUGCGACACAUUUUCAUGAAUUAUCUGACAUGCUCGGGUAUUCAGACCAUACAUCUAGCACAUUUGAAUCCGUGUCUUUUCUAUGUACGGAUGUGGAUGAAACAGAGGCUGGACGAUUUGCAUAUUCUUAUCGCGUUAGACCUGGUGUCAAUCGCGAUAGCCAUGGUCUUAAAGUGGCCCUCCUGGCAGGUAUGCCUGAACAGGCAUUGUAUGUCGCCGGGAAUGCGCUUGAAGUGCUCAAAAGUAGGAAGGGUGAAGGUCUGAGUCCUGUGCAGUUCCAGUUGUAGAUUGUACACCGCAGUAUUUCAUGUUUAUUGUAUCAUUAUUAUUUCUGUAACUAUAAUACUUUUUCUGUGUUAG
This is a messenger RNA of Guyanagaster necrorhizus, 3679 nucleotides long. RefSeq lists its product as uncharacterized. NCBI's taxonomy places the organism in Eukaryota, Fungi, Basidiomycota, Agaricomycetes, Agaricales, Physalacriaceae. Gene Ontology annotation, biological process: mitochondrial DNA repair; mismatch repair. The transcript is spliced from 14 exons. The record is from RefSeq and is a predicted model, not a curated record. Gene Ontology annotation, molecular function: ATP-dependent DNA damage sensor activity; ATP binding; mismatched DNA binding. Bases 88 to 3606 code for a protein of 1172 amino acids. Gene Ontology annotation, cellular component: mitochondrion; nucleus.